AUGACAGAUGAGAUCGGAUAUAAUAGUACUAAUAAUGAUAAUCAAAGAAAUAUAUAUGUUAUAAAUGUUUGUCAAGAGUUGUCCAUCAAAAACGAGUUUCGCUUAAAUAGUCUAAGCGAUGAAAAAGUUGUGAUCAAACAGUUGAUCCAACAAUACUUGAAUCUCAAGUCUUCAAUUGGCACCACUAAUGAUGGCCUACUUAUACUGCAUACAAGUGUUUUACUAACACGACUGAUGACUGCAACUAUUUAUAUGAUAUCACAAGGUUUUCAUAACUAUUCGGUGAUUCCUUCUUCAUGUCUGGGAUCAGAUGGUAGUAGUGAUGAUGAUAGCAAUCAAAGACCUGGAGAAGGACUCAUAUGGCUGUUCCGAAACACCAGUGAUGGUGACGAUAGUCAACAUAAUAAUGAAAGUUAUGAUCAAUUAAGACGAUUGUUGGCAAACUUAGACACCAGACGUGAUGUCAAUGAUAAUGAUGGGCUCCUGGAGUUGGUUGAAGUGAUAUCAGUGCCGCACCUGAUGUCAGAUAACACUUUCUAUGAGACCGUCUAUAAUGCAAAUACCAUACAAAUGAUUAACAUAUUGAUCUCUAUGUCAAACGUUGAACCGAUAUUGUGA
Molecule: messenger RNA, 618 nt
Organism: Oppia nitens
Lineage: Eukaryota; Metazoa; Arthropoda; Arachnida; Sarcoptiformes; Oppiidae
Exons: 2
Coding region: 1-618 (205 amino acids)
Source: RefSeq, a predicted model, not a curated record